CCCCCACGCCUAUACUGUAUCGUGGCUGCUACGUCACGACGCCCACGCCUGCGCUGUGGCUCUCCACCCCAUCAUGGCGGAACAGGCGGCGAAGGCUGAGAGUGGAGGAGGCGGGGAGGGAGGAGGCCAGAAGGUGGCCGAAGCUCAGCACUUAGUGAACGGCGGCCCGCUGGAGAAGGACGACGAGGUGGCUGAGGAAAGCAUCAAAAAGAAAAAGAAGAAGAAAAAGAAGGGCAAGGGAGGCCAAAAUGAAUACGAAAAGGAAUCUGUGGGAGUUGAUGAUGUAACAAAACAGCUGGAAAAGCAGAUGCUUGAAGACAAGGAGAAAGAAGAAGAAGGUGAAGAAGAGGGAGAUGGUGAAGGUGAAAGUUCCACAGCCAAGAAAAAGAAAAAGAAGAAAAAGAAGAAAGGACCAAAAGUUCAGACCGAUCCUCCUUCCAUUCCCAUUUGUGAGUUGUUUCCUUCUGGUGUAUAUCUUAAAGGACAGGAAUGUGAAUAUCCACCAUUACAGGAUGGGCGUACUUCUGCUUGGCGCAUGACUAGUGAGCAAAAGAAGGCAUUAAAUCAGGCCAGCGAGGAGAUCUGGAAUGAUUUUAGACAAGCAGCUGAAGCUCACAGACAAGUUCGAAAAUAUGUUAGGAGCUGGCUCAAGCCGGGGAUGACCAUGAUAGAGAUCUGUGAAAAGCUUGAAGAUUGCUCCCGUAAGUUGAUCAAAGAAGAUGGACUGAAUGCUGGGUUGGCGUUUCCAACAGGCUGCUCACUGAACAACUGUGCAGCCCACUACACACCGAAUGCAGGAGACCCAACUGUCCUACAGUAUGAUGAUGUGUGCAAAAUUGAUUUUGGAACCCACAUCAAUGGCCAUAUUAUUGACUGCGCUUUCACAGUUGCUUUUAACCCCAAAUAUGACAAGCUUAUAGAAGCUGUUAGAGAUGCCACUAAUACUGGUAUCAAGAAUGCAGGAAUUGAUGUUCGCCUGUGUGACAUUGGGGAAUCCAUUCAGGAAGUCAUGGAAUCUUAUGAAGUAGAAAUUGAUGGCAAAACAUACCAAGUAAAACCAAUCCGCAACCUAAAUGGACAUUCUAUUGGACAAUACAGAAUACAUGCAGGGAAAACAGUUCCAAUUGUCAAAGGUGGUGAAGCAACCAGAAUGGAGGAAGGAGAAGUAUAUGCAAUAGAGACAUUUGGGAGCACAGGGAAAGGAGUUGUUCACGAUGACAUGGACUGUUCACAUUAUAUGAAGAACUUUGAUGUUGGCCAUGUACCAAUAAGACUUCCACGAGCAAAGCAUCUCCUGAAUGUUAUCAAUGAGAACUUUGGGACACUUGCCUUUUGCCGUCGAUGGCUAGACCGUUUGGGUGAGAGCAAAUACCUCAUGGCCUUGAAGAACCUGUGUGAUCUGGGGAUAGUAGAUCCAUACCCUCCACUGUGUGACAUCAAAGGCUCGUACACAGCACAGUUUGAACACACAAUCUUGCUUCGCCCAACGUGUAAAGAAGUCGUGAGCCGUGGGGACGAUUAUUGACCAUGAACAUCACCUGGCUUUGUUGUGCUGAGAGGCUGUGUGAAUGGUUUCACCUUCAAAGUUCUCCCACCUCUUUGUUUUAGUAAUGGACUGGGUGUUUGCCAUGUUUUAGAGAGGGUGGCAAUAGGGAGAAGGAGCAGCUUGUAUUUCCACCCAUCACACAAAUUUUUAAUAAAACAUUUCUGAUGUCUAGGAACUUUGUUAUAUUGAUGGGAUCUUCUCCUUAACACUGAUGGAUUAAUAGAAUGCAAUUGAAAUACAGGCAUUGGAGCAGAAUAUGAUAUCUCCCCCAUUAAACUGUCUGCUGCUAGAAUGAUUAAAACUGUUAUUUGGUACUGGCAUUUCAGGAGAGUGGGAUGCUGCUUGCUGUAGAAUCUCAACUCUAGCAGAGAGUUCUACUAAUAUUUCCCAGAGGCUGUUAUAAUAUAAUUUAACUGUUGUGUCAGUACCUGCACACUCAAUUGUCUUCUAAAUUUCCUGGCAAAGAAUUUAAUAAAAAUAAAGAUUAACUUC
This is a messenger RNA of Mobula hypostoma (lesser devil ray), 2038 nucleotides long. It is a transcript of the gene metap2a, whose product is annotated as methionyl aminopeptidase 2a. The coding region runs from base 74 to 1525 and encodes 483 amino acids. NCBI's taxonomy places the organism in Eukaryota, Metazoa, Chordata, Chondrichthyes, Myliobatiformes, Myliobatidae. The transcript has 11 exons. Gene Ontology annotation, cellular component: cytoplasm. Gene Ontology annotation, molecular function: metalloaminopeptidase activity. Gene Ontology annotation, biological process: proteolysis. The record is from RefSeq and is a predicted model, not a curated record.